ACUACCCUUGUAACAGUAAUGCAGCUGCAUAUGUACUGUGUAGCUUGAAUACAGCGUCUCUCGAAAGACCAAAAAAAAAGAGAAGAAGAAGAAAGAAAUCUAAUUUAAAUUUCUCCAAAUAGAGACAGAGAGAGAACGGAGGACAAGAAAAGAGAGAGAGAGAGAUGGCAACAAAAGACGACACCAAAGAAACCCCUAAAACUCCUAAAACGUCGUCGAAUUCGAAGAAUUCUCGAGGGGCAAUGCGAUCGGUUGAUACAUAUGCUGCACAGUGUGAAAAAUGCAUGAAAUGGAGAGUGAUUGAAACCGAAGAAGAGUACGAGGAAAUUAGAAGCAAAAUUGUAGAGAAUCCCUUUUAUUGCAACAGAAAACCUGGUAUAUCUUGUGAGGAUCCUGCCGAUAUCGAGUGUGAUGCAUCUCGAACAUGGGUCAUUGACAAGCCUGGGCUCCCAAAGACCCCAGGGGGUUUUAAGAGGAGCUUGGUGCUCAGGCGAGAUUUUUCGAAAAUGGAUGCUUACUAUAUCACUCCGACAGGAAAGAAACUAAGAACGAGAAAUGAAAUUGCAGCAUUUUUAGAAGCAAAUCCAAAAUACAAAGGUGUAUCUAUCGAGGACUUCAAUUUCACAUCUCCAAAGGUAAUGGAAGAAACCGUACCUGAGGAUGUGAAGAAGGCAACUGCUAGUGCUAGCAGUAAAAAAGUUAAGGCAUCGAAGGAUGCAGCUUGAGCUGGAACUGGUAUGUCGUUAAAGCUGUUUCUAAAGUGAACUCGUCAAUCGGUGUUGUAUUUUAUGAGAUCGCUCUGAUGAGAAAUUUCUGAUCAGUUUUACUUCCAUGUGGGGAUUUUGUUGAAUCAACACAUUUACGGACAGUGGUGGAACUAUGGGGAUGGCUGUAAGAAAAAUAUUUAUUUAACAGUUAGGUUGCUGCCCUUUACCAUUUAUCUAUUAGACUGUUCUCCGAAGUGUUGGAUAUACUAUUUGCUAUUUUUGAAACUUGUCUUUAUUGAGAUUUCAUGAGUGAGAACUGAGAAGCAAGAAUAGAGUUGGUUCUAAA
Messenger RNA from Ricinus communis (castor bean), 1053 nucleotides. RefSeq names its product methyl-CpG-binding domain-containing protein 4. Gene Ontology annotation, molecular function: zinc ion binding; DNA binding. NCBI's taxonomy places the organism in Eukaryota, Viridiplantae, Streptophyta, Magnoliopsida, Malpighiales, Euphorbiaceae. The transcript is spliced from 2 exons. The record is from RefSeq and is a predicted model, not a curated record. The coding region runs from base 165 to 725 and encodes 186 amino acids.